CGCUCUGUUUUUCUUCUACCCAUUCCUCUCAUGAUGGCUCUUGGACACAACGUUCUGCUUUUCUUUUGCAUUUCACCCUUUGCUAAUGCACUUUACAAGCAAUGGAUUCCAGACACUAAUUUUGAGAAUGCAACCAACUGGGACAAAGGGUCUGUACCCUGCGGGAAUGACCAAGUGGAGUUUUUAGCGAACAGAAAAGUGUCGGUGUAUGUAGAAACAGCUCACACUAUUACCGGGAUGAGCUUGCCUGUGGAUGGAGAACUGAUUCUGGCGUCUGGCGCUGGGUUUACUGUGCGAGAAGGUGGAGAUCCUGGCUGUGGAUCUGGGGGGACGGCUCAAUUUAAAGACUCUGAAUCGCUGAAAUGGUUCGACCCUUCACUGUGGGUGGCUGCGACCACUAUUGACGACCUGCACAGAGGUACAUACCAGUUUUCAGUCCAUGAGGAGAGUGUCCCAUGCCAAAAUGACGAUGUUGUAUUUCGAGAUGCCACCUCAUUCCGUGUGGAGAUUUCAUCAGAUCAUAAUGUGCCUGUGAAGAGUGUCUCUGUACUCGGAAAAAAGUUCACCAGCAGCUCUGAGUUUUCUCAGUACCUGUCUUCCAGUUCUGGCAAGCUACAGUUUCAUGGCACCGCGUCCCUUAGCAUCAGCGGUUCAGGAUGUGGUGAAAUCUCAGGCUGCAUCUGCGAUAACUCUAGGAAUCGUGACAAGAUCUGUGCAAAUGUGAAGUGCGAUACGCUCGAGUGCAAGAAACCCCUGCAUGCACUGGGACAUUGCUGCAAUGUUUGUGGCGCUCUUGUCUACGUUCAGUUCUCUUCGAGCUUCAACUUUGAGUCGUACCGCCAGCGUCUCCAGCACCUCUUUCUCAACACGGACAAAUACAAAUCUGCACAGAUGGCCAUGUCGAAAGUGUCCAAAGAGCAGAGGCUUCUGGGAGUGAUUCCUUUCGGAGCCACUCAGGAGAUUCAGGUGCUGCUUCUGGACCAGAAAUCCGGACAGGAAUCUGGGAGUUUGGCUGAGGCUCUUGCUCGGGACAUAAUGAAGGACGUGCACAACCAUGGCUCAAAUGUUGGCAUCAGCAGUGCGGAGUUCCAGGCGUCAUCUGGGGCGAGCAGCAGUGACGUGGCUGGAAACAGUGCAGGGGUUGUGGCCGGUGCAGUGUUGGGGUGCCUGCUUAUUUUCGGUUUAUUUGCAGGCUUUAUUCUCCUCUAUCGAAGGGGUGUUGUUAAGUUACCAAGAAUGCCUAGCAUCCCCUCACUAAGCAAAUGGAGGAACGGUAGUGACAUUGGGGAACUGGGUGGCCCCAUGGACCAUGGCUUUGACAACCCCAUGUUUGACAAGCCCACUAUGAUGCCGGAACAACCUGAGCUAUAUGGGUCAGAGACAGUAAACUCCGUCGUCCUAACCAAAUCAGGAGUGCAUUUCGUGAAUCCUGUUUAUGAUGAAACCGAUUUCAAUGGAUGAAAGGUGUAGUUUCAGACAAUUGGAUGGGGGAUGUGGGGACAAAAUAAGCAGAAUUAAAUCUUAAAGACGAAAAAUGUCCUUGUGAAGGGGCAGAAUGAUAAAUAUUAUGUUCAAAUCUGCACAAGCGAAUCACAAAAUGUUUUAUUUGGUUAGUCUCAUGAUGUAAUGGGAAGUUUUCAGUUUUCACAUGCUGUAUUUUCUGAAAUUCUAUACCACAUAAUCAGGUUUCUCUUCAUAAAUAAAUUAAAGGCAUGAA
Danio aesculapii is the source of this 1717-nucleotide messenger RNA. It is a transcript of the gene amn, whose product is annotated as amnion associated transmembrane protein. Gene Ontology annotation, cellular component: apical plasma membrane; endocytic vesicle. Gene Ontology annotation, biological process: intracellular protein localization; receptor-mediated endocytosis. NCBI's taxonomy places the organism in Eukaryota, Metazoa, Chordata, Actinopteri, Cypriniformes, Danionidae. The coding region runs from base 31 to 1461 and encodes 476 amino acids. The transcript has a single exon. The record is from RefSeq and is a predicted model, not a curated record.